GGACCGGAAGCGCGGCUGAACCCGUUGCCGUGACAGCGGGCCCGGGGCCGCCAUGGAGGCCGCGCUCACCGACAUGUACGACCAGGCGCUGCUGGGCAUCCUGCAGCAUGUCGGCAACGUGGAGGAGUUCCUGCGCAUCCUCUUCGGCUUCCUCUACCGCAAGACCGACUUCUACCGGCUCCUUCUGCGGCCCGGGGACCGCUUGGGCUUCCCGCCAGGCGCGGCGCAGGCCAUGGCACUGCAGGCAUUCCGAGUGUUUGAGCGGAUGGCCAGGCAGGAUGAUGAGAAGAGGCGGCGGGAGCUGGAGGCCAAGUUGAGGAAGAAGGAGGAGGAGGAGGAGGCAGCUGCAGCUGCUGAGAGGGUGAAGCUGUGCCCUGCAGCUCAGGAGAUUGAGGUGGAGACGACAGAGCACAUCCCAGCAGCAGAGGCUGAGGGGGCUGCAGGCACACAGCAGGAACAGGAACCGGCCACAGCCCAGGGCACUGCAGCCCCCAGCCCUGUGUCCACGGAGCCUCUGGGGGCUGCUGCCCCAGCUGAGCUGCCCACGAGACAGGAGCAGUUCCAGACAAACCCCGACAGCUACAAUGGGGCUGUGCGAGAGAAUUACACCUGGUCCCAAGACUACAGUGACCUGGAAAUUAAAGUGCCUGUGCCCAAGCACAUCGUYAAAGGCAAGCAGGUGUCUGUGGAUAUCAGCAGCAGUGCCAUYCGUGUGGCAGUGCUGGAGGGAAGCAGCCAACAUGUCCUCAUGGAAGGGAAACUCACCCACAAGAUCAACACGGAGAGUUCCCUGUGGAGUCUGGAGCCUGGGAAGUGUGUUUUGAUCAACCUGAACAAGGGGGAUGAGUACUGGUGGAACGCCAUCCUGGAGGGWGAGGAGCAGAUCGACAUUGACAAGAUCAACAAGGAGCGCUCCAUGGCCACGGUGGAYGAGGAGGAGCACGCCGUGCUCGACCGCCUCACCUUCGACUACCACCAGAAGCUGCAGGGCAAGCCCCAGAGCCAUGAGCUGAAGGUGCACGAGAUGUURAAGAAGGGCUGGGACACCGAGGGCUCGCCGUUCCGCGGCCAGAAAUUCGACCCCUCCAUGUUCAACAUCUCCCCCGGCGCCGUCCAGUUUUGACAGUGGCAAAAAAACAACUGAAAAAAUAAAGAAGGGAGAGGAGAGGAAAGGAGAGAGAGGAGAGCUCCUCCGCCCCCGGACGCUCAGCAGGACCCUCGCACCCUCGCCAGUGCCCAGGACUCUGCGAUCCGCGCUGCCAGCGCCCAUCCGUGCUGUGUGGGGAUGCCUGAGGAAGCGGGCACAUUUACAUCCUGUAACCACGGCAACCUGGGCACCAGGACCCCUCUCCUCCCCUCCCCUCCCUUCCCCUCCCCUCGCGCUGCCGACGCGCCGUGUUUUUCCGGAAUAGCGGGAGCGUGUUGGGUCGCGUUGGGUGACAUAAUUAUUAUUUUUGGUGGCUGAGGA
Molecule: messenger RNA, 1468 nt
Organism: Malurus melanocephalus (red-backed fairy wren)
Lineage: Eukaryota; Metazoa; Chordata; Aves; Passeriformes; Maluridae
Gene: NUDCD3
Product: NudC domain containing 3
Exons: 6
Coding region: 53-1123 (356 amino acids)
Biological process (GO): protein folding
Cellular component (GO): cytoplasm
Source: RefSeq, a predicted model, not a curated record